This is a messenger RNA of Arabidopsis thaliana (thale cress), 1578 nucleotides long. Its product is annotated as 2-oxoglutarate (2OG) and Fe(II)-dependent oxygenase superfamily protein. Gene Ontology annotation, molecular function: oxidoreductase activity. Bases 75 to 929 code for a protein of 284 amino acids. The transcript has 2 exons. Gene Ontology annotation, cellular component: cytoplasm. NCBI's taxonomy places the organism in Eukaryota, Viridiplantae, Streptophyta, Magnoliopsida, Brassicales, Brassicaceae. The record is from RefSeq and is marked reviewed.
GUGAAACUUUUGACAACUUGUAGUAUUAAGAUCCAACUUCAAACCAACGGCAAUUGCAUUUUCAGCUAAAAGCAAUGGAGUCAUCACUUCCCCAAGUUGCUGCACUUGAUCGUUCAACUCUACUCAAAGCUUUCGACGAGACUAAAACCGGCGUGAAAGGCCUUAUCGACGCCGGAAUCACAGAGAUUCCUUCGAUAUUUCGUGCACCUCCGGCUACUUUAACAAGUCCAAAACCACCUUCCUCCUCUGAUUUCUCCAUCCCCACAAUCGAUCUCAAAGGAGGUGGCACGGACUCGAUCACGCGGCGGAGCUUGGUGGAGAAGAUCGGAGACGCGGCAGAGAAAUGGGGAUUUUUCCAGGUGAUCAACCACGGGAUCCCGAUGGAUGUGUUGGAGAAGAUGAUAGAUGGGAUUCGUGAGUUUCACGAGCAAGACACUGAAGUGAAGAAAGGGUUUUACUCUCGAGAUCCAGCUAGUAAGAUGGUAUACAGCAGCAACUUCGAUCUGUUUAGCUCACCGGCGGCGAAUUGGAGAGAUACACUUGGUUGUUAUACAGCACCAGAUCCCCCGAGACCGGAGGACUUACCCGCCACUUGUGGGGAGAUGAUGAUUGAGUACUCAAAGGAAGUGAUGAAAUUGGGUAAAUUACUCUUCGAGCUUCUCUCGGAAGCUCUAGGGUUAAACACUAAUCACCUCAAGGACAUGGAUUGCACUAACUCCUUGCUGUUGCUCGGCCAUUAUUACCCGCCAUGUCCCCAACCCGACCUUACUCUAGGCUUAACGAAACACUCCGACAACUCUUUUCUCACUAUUCUUCUUCAAGACCAUAUCGGAGGGCUUCAAGUUCUUCAUGACCAAUAUUGGGUUGAUGUUCCUCCUGUCCCUGGAGCUCUUGUUGUUAACGUUGGAGAUCUUCUUCAGGCUAACUAACUAACCCUUUUGGUUUUUUAUCAGUGGUUAAUCAAUGGACUAAUAUAAAUCUGACUUUUAUUACCUCAUUGGGUGCAGCUUAUAACAAACGACAAGUUCAUAAGCGUGGAGCAUAGGGUUUUGGCCAAUGUAGCUGGACCGAGAAUUUCAGUGGCAUGUUUCUUCAGCUCGUAUUUGAUGGCGAAUCCUCGAGUUUAUGGACCCAUCAAAGAGAUUUUGUCUGAAGAAAACCCUCCUAAUUAUAGAGACACUACUAUUACAGAGUAUGCAAAGUUCUACAGAUCCAAAGGAUUCGAUGGUACCUCUGGAUUACUCUAUCUCAAGAUCUGAGAAUGUGAUUUAGCUUGUCUAAUAAGGGUGCUUGGGACUUUGAUUAUAUGUGUAAUGCCUUCUUUUAUGACUGUUAAAGCCAUGCAUGAAACUGUCACAAGGUUUUUUUUUUUUUAAUAAUAUCAACCUAUAUCAAUGGUUUUGAUGUAAAACUAAUAUAUGGUUUAUAUAUACUUAUAUAGUCCGACCAUGUAGAUUUGCAUCAUGUCAUGAGGAUUUGGAGCACAGUUUUAGUAUAUAGCUUGAUGAAUUAAUCUGAUUGUAUGGCUCCUAACACGGAUUUUGCAAAUUCAAGAGUUUAAAUCUCGUAAUAACGUAA